This is a messenger RNA of Mesoplodon densirostris (Blainville's beaked whale), 1134 nucleotides long. RefSeq names its product RIB43A domain with coiled-coils 2 (gene RIBC2). The coding region runs from base 1 to 1134 and encodes 377 amino acids. The transcript is spliced from 7 exons. The record is from RefSeq and is a predicted model, not a curated record. NCBI's taxonomy places the organism in Eukaryota, Metazoa, Chordata, Mammalia, Artiodactyla, Ziphiidae.
AUGGAGGUAGCGCAGCCCAAGGACCUGGAGGAGGACUUCGGCCUGGCCAAAAGGAGAUAUGCGGAGCUGCGCAGGCAGAAACGGAUCUUCAAUGCCAGGAACAGGAUCAUCGGGGGAGACACAGAAGCCUGGGAUGUUCAGGUUUGUGACCAGAAGAUAAAAGAAGCAACUGAAAAAGCUAGACAGGAAACCUUUGCUGCUGAAAUGAGGCAAAAUGACAAGAUCGCAUGCAUAUCAGAAGACCGGGAAAGGAGAGACAGGAAAAAUCUCUGUAAAGCUAUCAAUGAUUUCCAACAGAGCUUUCAGAAGCCAGAAACUCGCCGUGAAUUUGACCUCUCCGACCCCCUAGCCCUUAAGAAAGAUCUUCCAGCCCGGCAGUCAGAUAAUGAUGCUCGGAAUACAAUAUCAGGAAUGCAGAAAUUCAUGGGAGAGGAUUUAAACUUCUAUCAGAGGAAGAAAUUCCAAGAGGAACAAAACAGGGAAUGGUCCUUGCAACAGCAAAGGGAAUGGAAGAUUGCCCGCGCCAACCAAAAAUGCACAGAGGAUCUCUACCUGAAGACAAGGCUGCAGUUUGACGAAACAGCCAAGCAUUUACAGAAUCUGGAAAGCACCACCAGAAAGGCGGUUUGCGCAGCUGUGAAAGAAUUCAACAAGAACCAGGCCUUGGAGUCAGUGGAAAAGAAAAUUCAAGAGAAAAAACAAGACCAAGAGGACAACCUGGCCGAGAUCUCCAACCUGCUGUGUGGGGACCUGCUCUCGGAGAACCCCCAGCAGGCAGCCAGCUCCUUCGGGUCCCAUCACGUGGUCCCGGACCGCUGGAAGGGCAUGAGCCGGGAGCAGCUGGAGCACAUACGCCUGGUUCAGAAACAGCAAGUCCAGGAGAAGCUGAGGCUCCAGGAAGAAGAGCGCCAGCGAGACAUGGACUGGGACCGGCAGAGGGUCCAGCAGGCUCGCGCCGCCUUGCUGUUUGAGCGACAGCAGCAGCGCCAACAUCAUGACCUGCGCAGAGCCCUGGACUGCAACAACCUCAGCCUGGCCAAGGAGCAGCUUUUGCAGAAAAAAUAUAUGAAGGAAAUCUGUACAAAUCAUCCCACAGAAGAUUAUUUCGCACAAUUUAAUACAAGAAGUCGAUAA